AUGCACUUCUGGCAUAAGAACCAGAAGACCAAACAGACAGUCGCGGAGGAGACACGAGCGAUAGUGCUCGGGGAUGGCAAGUACGUUGAAGAGCGCCGUGUCUCUCCCGUGACGUCUUCACUAUCUCUAUCCGCCCGCAUAGCGCACACGCCCAACUCUCCUGUGAGCGGCGCAGACACGACGCAAGUGGUACAAGUACCGCACGACAUCGCCGUCACUAUCGAGCUUAGCCGACAAAGCACCACGUUCUACCCCCAUUACUCCGAGGCCCUUGCCAGGUGGACCACCCCGCGUUCAGUUGUAUCACCAGUCGCAGAAACCAAGAUUGACUUCUGGCCGAGGGGUCCGCUGACCACUGCUCGACGACUCGCACGGACCACUCUCUCGCUCCGCAUGCAGCGCGCCUCCAAUUCCAACGAGUCCUCUCUGGGUGUACUCUCCUUCGCCUCUCCCAAGCGCCCCUGUGGCGGGUUCCUCCAGGGAGGUGACGAACAGGAGGACAAGAUCGCUCGCCAUAGUUCUCUGCUAGCUAGCCUUUCUUCCCCUGCGGCACAGCCGUUCUAUCAGGAGCACAAGAAGUUCCUGAAAGAAGAUGGCAGCGGGCUACACGAUCACUCCAUGGUCUACUCUCCUGGCGUCGUCGUCUUUCGGCGAGAAGGCGACGACGAUCUUCCCCCUGAUUCCAACGUCGACAUAGUCAGCGCAUCUCCCACCGUCAACGAAGGCGUCGGGGGCGAGUUCAUCCCACCCUAUCUUGUCAACGUCAUCUCUGCCGUCCCCGUCAACGCCAUGGCGGUGCGCGCGAAGCACGUCAUCCUCCCGGAGGAGCGGGACCUCUUCGAGAACGGCAUCCGCAGCGCGAUGAAGGAACGCAUGUCUCGCAUUCUCUACCUCUUCGAGGAGCGCGGCAACCGUGCACUCGUCCUCGGCGCGUUUGGUUGUGGGCCGCCCAACCAGAAUAACGUCGAGGCGAUCGCGAGCAUCUGGGCAGAGCUCCUCGUGUGCGGGGAUCUGGAGGGCCCGGGCGGUACGAAGCGGGAGGCGAGGUUCAAGAACUCCUUCGAGAAGGUCGUCUUCGCCGUGCCGGGAAAGAUAGUGGAGCAGUUCAGACAAACAUUCAAGGCGCGGUUGUUCGAAGCGGAAGUCGCAGACGCCGCCAUGGACAAUAGCUGA
Rhodofomes roseus is the source of this 1173-nucleotide messenger RNA. RefSeq lists its product as uncharacterized. The coding region runs from base 1 to 1173 and encodes 390 amino acids. The transcript has a single exon. The record is from RefSeq and is a predicted model, not a curated record. Lineage: Eukaryota; Fungi; Basidiomycota; Agaricomycetes; Polyporales; Fomitopsidaceae.